GCCACGCCCCGGCCGCCACGCUCAGUCCCCAUUGGCCGCUCGGCGCAGAGGCCCGCCCCCGCUUGCGCCUCUGGCCCUGGCGAGGGGAGAGGCUCCCGGCCGAGGCGAGGCGGGGUCGCGGCGAUGUGAGCUGAGGCCCAGGCCAGGGUCGCGGGAACGAGCGCCUGGCGGAACUGCUGCUGCCAGAGCCGCCCGGGCCGCCCAUCCUCUCCUGGCGGAGCCCUCAGGCACCGAAAACUACAACUCCCGGCAUGCCGUGAGCCCGACGGCCGCAGAGCUGAGGCGGGGUCGGGCACGUCAGCCGGCAAGCCGGCUCUCCUCGGCGGCCCCGGUCACUGUGGCCGCCGGGGCGCGCGGUGUGGGGACGCGUGCUAUGGAGGAGACGCCGCCCCCACUGCAAGCCGGUGGCAAGCCGCACCUAGAGAAGCUGACCCUGGGCGUCACUCGCAUCCUGGAAUCUUCCCCAGGUGUGACAGAAGUGAGCAUAAUAGAAAAGCUGCCUGCUGAACGUCAUAUGAUUUCUUCAUGGGAACAAAAAAACAAUUGUGUGAUGCCUGAAGAUGUGAGAAACUUCUAUUUGAUGACCAAUGGUUUUCAUAUGACAUGGAGUGUGAAGCUAGAUGAGCACAUCAUUCCAUUGGGAAGCAUGGUGAUUAACGGUAUUUCAAAAUUGACUCAGCUCACCCAGUCUUCUAUGUACUCACUUCCUAAUGCACCAACUCUGGCGGACCUAGAGGAUGAUGACGAAGGCAAUGAAGACCAGCCAGAGAAGCCUCACUUUGACUGUCGCAGUGUGAUAUUUGAGCUGGAUUCGUGCAAUGGUAAUGGGAAGGUUUGCCUCGUCUACAAACAUGGGAAACCUGGAUUAGCUCAUGACACUGAGAUCUGGUUCCUGGACAGAGCAUUAUACUGGCAUUUUCUCACAGAUACCUUUACUGCCUAUUACCGCCUGCUCAUCACCCACUUGGGCCUGCCCCAAUGGCAAUAUGCCUUCACCAGCUAUGGCAUUAGCCCACAGGCCAAGCAAUGGUUCAGUAUGUACAAACCCAUCACCUACAACACCAGUCUACUCACAGAAGAGACCGAUUCCUUUGUGAACAAGCUGGACCCCAGCAAAGUGUUCAAGAGCAAGAACAAGAUCUAUCCCAAAAAGAAAGGGCCCGUGCAGCCUGUCAGUGGCCAGAAAGGACCUGGGCCUGUAGCUCCCCCUACCCCUAAACCUUCCUCUGGCUCUGGAAACCCUAUCCGAAAAUAAGCAUCCCAUCAGCCUCAGAGCAGUGAUAUCAACAUGCAGAUGCCCUGGGGUGGCCCCAUCCUCAGACACUUUGUGAUUGUAGGCUUUCUCCUGAGGAUCAAAGCCUUAGAUCAGGAGUUGGGAAGACCAUACUGAAUUACUCCCAGGAGUCCUUUUCCCCCAUAGGUUGUGCCAACUCUGUCUCCAAAACCAGCUAAGACUUUCAGAUGUGUUUAGAGGUUUUUCGUUUUGUUUUGUUUUUAUGCCUGUACACAGUCCUUAACGUCUUAGCAGCAGUUAGAGGGGUCCUCAUCAAUAAACCCAUGGUACAACUUAUGAAACAUCAGUCACGUGACCACCUCAGAUAUGAAAAUUUUACACCCUCAGUUACAUUAGCCACAUUCCAAGAAUGCACAUGAUAGUGGAUUCCAUAUUGGAUAAUUCCGAGAUAGGGAGCAUUUCUGUCAUAGAAAUGUUUUUGGGCAGCAUUGCAUGCAAACAUUUUCAUACUGUUAAUAUAUAAUGUUGAUGCCUUAGCUUUAUAGGCUGUAUGUUUUGAGAAGAUACUUUCAGAGACAUAGUCUUGUGUUCUUUACAACCUAUACCACAAACACAUCUCACUUGAGUCAUUUCUUUUUUUAAUUCACUAUAAAACCCAGUGUUCCUGAUCAUUUACCUAUAAGGA
Phodopus roborovskii (desert hamster) is the source of this 1919-nucleotide messenger RNA. It is a transcript of the gene Tpgs2, whose product is annotated as tubulin polyglutamylase complex subunit 2. Lineage: Eukaryota; Metazoa; Chordata; Mammalia; Rodentia; Cricetidae. Gene Ontology annotation, biological process: protein polyglutamylation. The record is from RefSeq and is a predicted model, not a curated record.